This is a messenger RNA of Psylliodes chrysocephalus, 1133 nucleotides long. Lineage: Eukaryota; Metazoa; Arthropoda; Insecta; Coleoptera; Chrysomelidae. The record is from the annotation of a GenBank genome assembly.
UGAACGUUUAACGUAUGUGCUUUCCUGUAUCUGGAGCAUUUACAUAGGUGUAAAUAAUGCUCAAACUUGAAAUCUCGAAAUGGGUUUAAUAAAGAAAAUAGUAACAGUGGGAGAUGGUGCCUGCGGUAAAACAUGUUUGUUAACGACGUUCAGUAGGAACGAGUUUCCCGAAAAACAUAUACCAACAGUUUUCGAAACGUAUUCUAAAGAAAUCGAAGUGGAAGACAUGGAAGUAAGUUUGGCGUUAUGGGAUACAGCGGGAGAAGAAGAUUACGAUAGACUGCGACCACUGUCAUAUCCAAGAACUAACGUAGUGCUAAUAUGUUUCGCUAUAGACUUUCCAGAUUCUCUUGAAAACGUACUGGAAAAGUGGUAUCCAGAAGUUAAACAUUUUUUACCGAGAGUUCCAUACAUCUUAGUGGCGAAUAAAUUAGAUCUGAGAACAAACCCAGACACCAUCAAAUAUUUAGCGAAAACUAACAUGCAUCCCGUUACUCAAGAAGAAGGCGAAAAAAUGGCGAGAAGAAUCAAAGCCGAUAGAUACAUGGAGUGCUCAGCCAAACAUCUUUUGGGGAUCAAACCAAUUUUCCAGGAAGCUGCAAAAAUUGCGAUUGAAGCAAAGAAAGAACGCAAAAUGAAACGGUAUUGCAAACUUUUAUGAAACAAAUGUGAUAGUUGAUAAUAAUAUAGAAAUAGGUAAUAAAAGUUAUAUGUAUUGUCCGAUUUCUUGAUUGUUAUAAAUCAUUUAAAUCCACGAAGGUAGAAUCUAAAUAAUAAUGUGUACCGUAGCGGAAGCGGGUGAGGUUUGUUAAUACGAAGUUUGAUAUUUGAUCAGUGAUAAUGGAGGUACAAAGUUUAGCCGGUCUGGCUUGUCGCUGGAUAUUUCAGAAAAGUUUAGAAGAGCAGAGAUCAUUACGGCACCUCUAGAAGAAGCAUAAAUCAACUAUAUAGAAGUAGAUGCAAUAAGGGAAAUACUUAGUAAAAUUGGAAAAAUGAUGGUAUACUAUUUAAGUUUUUUAUGAUACCUCCCUCCCAGUACCCCAAUCAGGGAGGAGACGGCAGGUGUCAAUUAUCAUUUGGCAUAAUUGGAUAACCUUUUUUUUUUCAAUUUGAUAUCAAUAUUUAAUAUCUCG